Sitodiplosis mosellana (orange wheat blossom midge) is the source of this 3777-nucleotide messenger RNA. RefSeq lists its product as uncharacterized. Bases 280 to 3408 code for a protein of 1042 amino acids. Gene Ontology annotation, molecular function: protein binding. Lineage: Eukaryota; Metazoa; Arthropoda; Insecta; Diptera; Cecidomyiidae. The record is from RefSeq and is a predicted model, not a curated record. The transcript has 9 exons.
GUAGAUCUUCCACCAGGACUCAAUUUUAUGGGAGAAUUCCUAGUCGUUUAUUCGCCAACUUGACCAAUUCUUUAGAUAAGUAGAAUUCAAAUACAUUUGACAUCAAUUGACAAGAUAUAGUUCACACUUUGACCUCAAAGUUCUGUAGAUGGCAUUGCGGCUGAUGAAUUGAUUAACUACAGAAUUCUGUCAUGUUUACAUCAGAAAUUGACAUUGUUUGCUCCAGCUGUUCACGUCGUACAAAAAAUUGUUAAUUGUGAAAUUGUAUUUGUUAUUACAAUGAAAACAAUGGUAGUCCAAGAUCGUGAAUCAACAGCGUCCAAAAAUGGUGCUUAUAAAAAUACAAUUGAUUUUUUAAAUGAUCCAUUGAAAUUGUUCGGAGAGCUUAGAUCAAAGUUUCUAAUGCGUAUAGUUGGAACAUCGGACAAAAUUACGAUAUUGAAAAAAUUCUGCGAAAAUCACUUAACUGUUGAUGCAGAAAAUAUUGAUAGUGCUCAAAUCUUAUCAAUGUGUAAAUACUACGAGGCAUUGAAUGAAAUCAUACGAGAAUUCGAGUCAAGGCUUGAUCAAUUGAAUGAAGAUCAUGCGGAAGUCCAAAAGAUUCGGACAGAUGCAGAAAGUAUAGAAGAUUGUAUGAAGUUAGGUAACUCUUAUUUCAAACUCAAUAAAUAUUGUGAAGCUGUUGAAUGUUAUACAUUAGCACUGGAAACUAAUUUGCCGAGCAAUUUUGUAUACAAAAGUGUAAUAAUACUUAGACUUUUGUAUAACCGAGCGCUUGCCAAUUCUGAAAUUGGUAGCUACCGUCGAGCGAUUGAAGAUUGCAACAGAGCACUACAAAUUGAUCCGUUUUGUACCAAUGCAUUGUUGCUACGUACUCAUUGCUACGAGUGUUUGGAAGAGUUUGAAAAGUGCAUUCAAGAGUAUGAGCGCGUAUUGUUCAUGAAAGAAAUCAGAGAAUGCAAGGAAAAAGCAAGAGCAGUGCACUUGAAACUGGAAGAGAUGACGAUUCGAUUGCGUCAUAAGCGUGCUCAAGACAUAAAUACACGCGCUGAUAAACAUUACCAUGACGGAAACUAUCGUUUAGCUGAGAAACUAUACACAAACGCUAUAAAUGUAUGGCCAGGAAACUGCGUUUUCUAUGGAAAUCGAUGCAAAACUCUAAUCUCAUUGGAAAAUUUCAAAGGAGCUCUUGAUGACAGUAGAAUUGCAGUGGAAAUAGAUGACAACUACAUGAUGGGCUAUGAAUAUAUCGCUAGGUGCUGUUUUAUUUUUGGUGAAUAUGACGAAGCUGAGCGAGCUAUCGAACGUCUGAUUCAAAAUUCACAUGAGGAAGAAAAGUAUGGAGAACUCAAAGAGAUUUACACAAAAUUACGUGAAUGUGAUGGAAAUGCCGUUCAAAGUUAUAUUAAUGAAGACUUUCGAAGUGCAAUUGAACACGCUAAACGAGGAUUAGAAAUUCUUCCGCAGAGUAUAUGCUUUAAACUAUGCUUGGCAGAAUGUUAUAUGUAUGAAGGUGAAGAAGAGGAAAUUGGAAAAUUGGAAGACGCAAGAGGUCUUUCGGAAGCGGACCAAUUGUACGUCAAAGGUCUGAAAUCAUUUACCCAAGGAAAUGUUGACGAAGCUCUUUCACACUUGAAUAAAGGAAUUGAAAUGGAUUCGAGUCAUAGAAGAUGCAAGUACAUGCAAAAAACUUUCUCGAAUAUAGAUGCAAAGAAAUCAAAAGGUGAUGAUCUGUUUGGAGAAAAAAAGUUUCAUGAAGCCAUUGAAAACUACACAGAAGCUCUAGAAUGUUUUAACAAGCCUCAUAUCGUAUUUCGGCUUGAUAUUAUUCGCCAAUUAUAUUACAGUCGGGCUAUGGCACAUUCCAAAGUAGGAAAUUUUUUAUCUGCAAUUGACGACUAUAUGUCAGUCGAUACCAUAUUGCUCGUUAACGGAAAAGAUGUGAGUGAAGUGCUAUUGCGUACCGCAGAAUGUUAUCAUUAUCUUGACGAUAUUGAAUAUACUAUUGUGGUUUAUGAACGGGCGUUAAUGUGCAAAGGUUUGAAAGCGAAUACCACAAAGUUUGAAAUGAUUACUACCAAAGUUGACAACCUAAAAGAAGAACUGAAGCACAAAACGGCUCAAAAAUUGAUUGUUUGUGCUGAUAAACACCAUAAGAAGAAAAACUAUGAAGAAGCGUUGAAGAAAUAUUCUGAAGCAAUUUCUCUAUGGCCUGAAAAUCUUUCAUUCUAUAAGGCUCGGAUAGAAUGCCUGAUGAAAACUAAAGACUUCAUGGCAGCCAUCGAAGAUUGUAGAACUGCAAUUUCGUUUGAUUCGACCAAUUUUCACGCUUAUGACUGUAUGAUUCAAUGUUACUUGGCUCUUGGCGAUACUGAUUCUGCUGAUGCGGAAAUCCAAAAGUAUUUCGAAACGGGAUCAAAAAGUUACACUAUCGAUGGGCAUCAGAAAAGGUGCCGUGAAUUCAAAAGAUUCGAAGAAAAUGCUAAAGUAUUCUCAGAAAAGGGUGAAUUUCAAUUGGCACUUAACUGUGUGGAUGAUGCAUUGGAAAUAGCACAUGCUAAUUUUGAAUUGAAGCUACUGAAAGCAGAAUAUUUGGCAACGCUUGAACGUUUCCAGGAGGCUGAUGAAAUCGCCACAUCAUGUAUGGAAUUGAAUCCAUCAAAUGUUGAUGCUUCAUACAUUCACGCGCUGUGUAUUUAUCAUACAAAUUGGGAACAGGGGCUAGAAUGUUUCCAAAGUGUGAUUGCUCUAGAUGCAGAUCAUAAACGAUCCAAGGCAAUGAUCUUGAAGAUUGAACAAUUCGAAAAACAAGAACAGAUCGUGAAUAAACUGUUAGAAGAUGAAAAGUAUCGCGAAGCGAAAGAGAAGAUCACCGAAGUUCUUGAAAUCAGUCCACAUAGCAAUGUUCCCAAAUUGCUGCGUCAACGUGCAAUUGCAAACUCGAAAACAGGACAAUUUCGUGAUGCAAUUAGUGACUGCAGCACGGCUAUGGAAACAUCCUAUACAGAUUAUUCAAAGUGUUUGCAGAUGCGUGGAGAUUGUUGGAUGGCUGUGAGGAAGUUCAAGAAUGCGGUAGUCGACUAUGAACUAUUAUUUAAAAAAUUUAAAUUAAACGAAGCGGAAAAUUUACUGAGGAAAGCAAAAUGUGCUUUGCAACGUUUUCAGUCAGAUAACUACUACGAUGUUUUAGAUGUCAAUAGAACUGCCUCUACAGAUGAGAUUAAAAAGUCCUUCAAGAAGCUUGCAUUGAUACAUCAUCCAGAUAAGCAUUCGGAUGCUUCGAAUGAAGAGAAAAUCGAGCAACAAAAUCAAUUCAAAAAAAUUAGCGUUGCCCACGAAGUACUUUCAAAUUCUGCGAAAAGAGAUGAUUAUGAUCGUAAAUAUAGAAAAACAUCAUAUUUUCAUUGAACGAACAAUAUUGGAAUUCGUUCAAUUUUAAUGAAAUACCUCACUAACUCUGUAUAAAAACUCAUUAGCAAUAAGUGGAACCGAAUUAUGGAAUUUGAUUGGAAUAUUAGCGAAUUUAGAUAGAAUUUAAGAAAGUAAUAUUUUAAGACGUUAAACGAUUUGCCAAUCUUAAUCUAAUCGAAGAAAUCUUUAUCUCUAUUUACUAGAUAAAUUAUUAAUUAUAUUUUUAUACCUACUAAAUUUAAAAAAAAUGUAAAAUAUAAUUGACCAAUAUGGCAAAGCACUUACAAAGCUUACAGUCGAUUAUUAAAUUAAACGAAUAAAAAAAAAACAAAUUUAUAAUUUUCUAAAUAAAAUUGGUUUGACAAA